Molecule: messenger RNA, 829 nt
Organism: Vigna umbellata (rice bean)
Lineage: Eukaryota; Viridiplantae; Streptophyta; Magnoliopsida; Fabales; Fabaceae
Gene: OEP16-3
Product: Mitochondrial import inner membrane translocase subunit Tim17/Tim22/Tim23 family protein
Biological process (GO): protein insertion into mitochondrial inner membrane
Cellular component (GO): TIM22 mitochondrial import inner membrane insertion complex; chloroplast
Source: RefSeq, a predicted model, not a curated record
GAUAAAGAAAAUCCUGAUGUAAUACUGCGGUCGAGGGUGUUUCCAGUUUACAGUGACGAGUACCCAUCUUCUCGCUUCUCAAUUUCUCGGAGGGUUUCAAUCUGAUUUCCUUUCUAAGUAGCGCACGUCCUCGAUCUGAAUUGUGUAGAGAAAAUCAUGGUGGACGCAGCAGAACGUAGGUACUUGGAGGAUGAAGAUACACCACUCAUGAAAACUAUAAAGGGUGCAACAACUGGUUUGGUUGCUGGCACUAUCUGGGGUACUGUGGUUGCCACCUGGUAUGAUGUCCCUCGUGUUGAGAGAAGUGUUGCCCUUCCAGGGCUGAUGAGGACUUUCAAGAUGAUGGGCAACUAUGGUUUGACCUUUGCUGCCAUAGGAGGAGUCUACAUAGGUGUAGAGCAGUUGUUGCAGAACUAUAGGAUGAAAAGGGAUCUAGUCAAUGGCGCUGUUGGCGGAUUUGUUGCUGGUGCAACUAUUCUGGGUUACAAAGGAAGGAGCAUCAAAACUGCACUCUCUGCUGGAUCGGCAUUAGCAUUCACAUCUGCAUAUAUUGAUUUCGGUGGUCAAACAUUAAAACAUGACGAGGGGAAAGAGUAUGCCGCUUACACAACAAAGAAAAGAACCAGUGGUGAUGAAUAAUUAUUAAUUUAUGCACUUUUAUGACCGAAGGCGUUUGAAAUUAAUAGGAAAGAGUGGAUCACUCUUUUGUAGACCCCUCUGUUUGUUGAGUUGGAAUUUCAUACUUGGCAGUUUUUUCCAUAUUGUUUCUUUAUGUAAGUUGCUGAUGUUGAACUGGUUGAAUCCCAAUAAAUGUUCUAUUUUGAGAUUC